This is a messenger RNA of Lytechinus pictus (painted urchin), 4845 nucleotides long. RefSeq lists its product as uncharacterized. The transcript has 18 exons. Lineage: Eukaryota; Metazoa; Echinodermata; Echinoidea; Temnopleuroida; Toxopneustidae. The record is from RefSeq and is a predicted model, not a curated record. Bases 610 to 4752 code for a protein of 1380 amino acids.
AGUUUUUCUCGGGGAUUCCCCGUGACGUGACGCGUUACAGGAAGUGUCUGUCGACAUCGUCCAUUUUGGUAAUUGGGCGCGUACUGUACAAACUCUUCUUCCUCAUCUAUUCCGAACUCUGACAGUUCAUUGGUGGUCAUUGUUUUCAUCAUCAUGGAGACAUCCACUAUUAAAAUGCUGGAUGUUGAUUAAGUGUUCAGAAUCAGUCGUUAACUUAAACAACAAGAUCUACUGGCAUGACUGGAGUAAUCGAGUUUUGAAUUGGACAUCUUUCGUCAAGACAGUUCACGAAUCACGUCAGGUUGUUGGCCUACGGCUACGACUGAGCUGGGAAGAAUGAUCAGAUAAUACUACAGCUGCAGGUCAUGAUGCAGGUUUUCAGGAAGACUAUUCCAGUCAUUGAUUACUCUUCUACUGAAAGACUUAUUUCUCACAUCCAGUUUGCUAUGGGAUUUCAAUAAUUUCAUGGAGUGACCUCUUGUAGAGUUACUACCAGACUUGGAGAAAAAAUGGUCCGGAGAAAUGUUGGACUAAUCCAUGCAUAAUCUAGUGGUUCAUUAUCAUAUCUCCUCUCCUCCUUCUAUAAAUUUGUGUGGGUAGACCUAUUGAAUGAGAAUGGAAAUGGAAAAGAAAGAUAGAAGUUCUGUCACUGAAGAAGAAUUUUUGAGAUUGGCCCAGCUCAUCCCACCGAGGUACUAUUCAGAUUUAGGCAUACAUUUGGGAAUCUCAUCUGCUGAACUUGAUCAUAUCAUUGUCCAACAUUCAUUGGAUUACAAGGAUGCAUUGAUGACAAUGUUCACACGGUGGAGAGAUGGACAGCAUCCAGAUGAAGACAUCAGAGCUCUUCUUGCAGAAGGAUUAGAAAAGAGUGACUUAGGGGGAUUGUCCAAAGAACUUCUAGCUGGGAAUCUAAUCCAGAAAACAACAGAUGUCAGACAAACAACUGCAACAACUUCAAGAGCAUCAACUUCAACAGGAGCAGCAGACAUGUCAGUACCACCACAUACCGUCAGUGAGGAAGAACUUUUGAUGUUGUCAAUGGAAAUUGGACCUACUUACUACAAGAGGGUUGGCGUUAACCUGAAUAUCUCGUUUGUAACUCUUGAUAAAAUAAAGAAAGACACACAAGAUACUACUGAUGCUUUGAUGACAGUAUUCACAAGAUGGAGGGAUAAACAGCUUCCAGACACGAACAUCAGGGCUCAUCUUGCGGAGGCUUUACAAAAGAGUGGUCUAGUGUUGCUUUCUCAGAAACUGAUUACUGGAAAUCUAUUAGGGACAGGUGCAUCAAUGCCAGCAUCACAGACCCAACCACUCACUCCUGACCUGGUUGAAAGAUGUAGAAAGGAGCUUCAAUCCCAUUACAGAAGAUAUUUCUGUAAGAUAAGAGCUGAUAGUCUUAAUCCACGUUCCCUUGCGCCGUGUAAAGACAUAUAUACACACCUUGUUUUGGAAGAAGAAGAUUAUCGCAAUAAGAAGCGAUCACUCGAAUAUAAGGACCUCUUCAAACUUAAAAUUAAUGGAGAGUUUCCAAAUCGGAUCAUCAUUCAGGGAGAAGCAGGGGCUGGAAAGACGACACUCUGCGCAAAGAUUGCAUGGGACUGGAUAGACGGUAGUCCUGAUGUUCCUAAGUUUGUAUGGGUACUUGUAAUCCCUCUUCGUGAAGUCAAGCGAUGUACAAUUGGUCAGAUAGUCAAGUCUUAUCUCUCAAAGGACAACCCAGCAACAGCCUGUCAGAUCACCGAGUACAUCCGUUCAAAUCCAGAAAAGGUAUUCAUUGCCUGUGAUGGAUUAGAUGAGUUUAGUGGCAAGGUUGUACAGCACUCUGAAACCAAACAAGAAUUAGAAGGUGCUCAGCCUGAGCCUGAUGGUCAACCAGAUGCAAGAGCAACAUCAAAGCGACCAAAGUUAAUGGGGCAUAUGUCCACACGUACACCAAUUGCCCCAUUGAUGCCAAGAGGCAGCAUCUCAGAUGCAAGUGAAAGCACUACUGAAGAAGAUGAUAUCUCUCUAGUACAUAUCCUUCGUUCAGAUGAACUCAGCAAUUGCCCAGUGAUGGUGACCAGUCGUCCAUGGAAGGCCAAUGAGAUAAAGUGGGAUCUCAAUCUAAUGAAACUGUAUGCUUUCAUUCAUGUGGAAGGCUUUAGUAAGAAGAAUGUGGAGGUUUACAUUCACAAGUACUUUAAAGACAAUACAGUCACAGCAGAUCAGCUUAUUCAAAUGAUCAAAGGGAAUAACAUCAUAUCAGAGUAUAUGGCACCCUAUCCUAUCUAUAUAUCUAUGCUCUGUCUUAUGUGGAGAGGACUUGAUGACAAAAAGAAAGAAUUGUUUAAAACCAUUCGAACAUUCUCUCAAUUAUUUCAUGAGAUGUUUGAAUUCUUAAACAUGCAUUAUGUCCAAAAAGAGAUACAAGAUCUAAGGAGUCCAUCAUUUAAUGACCAUCGCUCUAAAAUUGAAAAACUCAUGGAACCCGUUGCCAAAUUGGCAUUUGCUGGACUGCAAUGGAACAACCUUAUUUUCAAUGAAGAAGAUCUUGAACAGUACUCAGACUCUGUGAAAAUAGCAUGCAAAGUAGGAGUGUUGUCACAGGAGAAUAAGCUCUCAUCCAUUCAUGAUAAGAGCAGACCGUUCCUGCAGUCAACAUUCUUCUUUCCUCAUAAACUAUUCCAGGAGUAUAUGGCUGCAGUCUAUCUUGCUUCUCUCUAUGAUUCAGAUCGCAAUGAAUUUAACAGGCUGAUUGAGGAAGUAGUGCUCUUUAGGAAGGAAGAGUUUAGGUAUCUCCUGUACUUCACUGUGUCUCAGAACAAAAACAUUGCCAAUUAUAUCACCACGUGUCUGCUACAACAGUACACCCAAAGCCAAGAUAAGGAGGAGAUGAAUUUCUUGGUUGAUGUAACCUUUGAGAGUCAGGAUGAAGAUACCAACGCCAUGCUUCGGAAUUCAGUGUCAUCUCUGUCCAUCCGUGUUGAAGACGCACACACUAUAGCUGGUUAUGCAUCCACUGGGAUAUAUUCAAAGGCGAUCAAUAUGCAUAUUGGUAGAUCUAAUUUACCUUCCUAUGGACCAGGUAUAUCAAAAGAGGUUGCAUUGAUGAUAUGCUCAGCACCAUCACUAAGGGAUGUUCAUCUGAUUGCAAGAUGUCACCCUACCUUCUAUGAAACUCUUGCCAGAGAAGGAAGGACAGCCACAGUCCAUACUCUUCAUAUUGAUGAGCCUCUAUCAUCAGCCUCUUCACAUCACCUGGUAGAAGCUUUAUGCUGCCUACCUAACCUGACUAACCUGACACUGAGCAGAGUUUAUGACCAGGAGUUCUAUUCUAAUCUGAAAGAGAAGGCUUCAACCUUGAAGGUCCAUACUCUUCAGAUUUGGAAUUACGAGCCUCUAUCAUCAGCCUCUUCACAUCACCUAGUAGAAGCUUUAUGCUUCCUACCUAACCUGACUAACCUGAGACUACAAGAAGUUUGUGACCAGGAGUUCUGUUCUCAUCUGAAUGAGAAGGCUUCAACCUUGAAGGUCCAUACUCUUCAUAUUGAUGAGCCUCUAUCAUCAGCCUCUUCACAUCACCUAGUAGAAGCUUUAUGCUGCCUACCUAACCUGACUAACCUGACACUGAGCAGAGUUUAUGACCAGGAGUUCUAUUCUAAUCUGAAAGAGAAGGCUUCAACCUUGAAGGUCCAUACUCUUCAGAUUUGGAAUUACGAGCCUCUAUCAUCAGCCUCUUCACAUCACCUAGUAGAAGCUUUAUGCUUCCUACCUAACCUGACUAACCUGAGACUACAAGGAGUUUGUGACCAGGAGUUCUGUUCUCAUCUGAAUGAGAAGGCUUCAACCUUGAAGGUCCAUACUCUUCAUAUUGAUGAGCCUCUAUCAUCAGCCUCUUCACAUCACCUGGUAGCUUUAUGCUGCCUACCUAACCUGACUAACCUGAUACUGAGUGGAGUUUAUGACCAGGAGUUCUAUUCUAAUCUGAAAGAGAAGGCUUCAACCUUGAAGGUCCAUACUCUUCAGAUUUGGAAUUACGAGCCUCUAUCAUCAGCCUCUUCACAUCACCUGGUAGAAGCUUUAUGCUUCCUACCUAACCUGACUAACCUGACACUGAGAGGAGUUUGUGACAAGGAGUUCUGUUCUCAUCUGAAAGAGAAGGCUUCAACCUUGAAGGUCCAUACUCUUCAUAUUGAUGAGCCUCUAUCAUCAGCCUCUUCACAUCACCUGGUAGCUUUAUGCUGCCUACCUAACCUGACUAACCUGACACUGAGCAGAGUUUAUGACCAGGAGUUCUAUUCUCAUCUGAAAGAGAAGGCUUCAACCUUGAAGGUCCAUACUCUUCAGAUUGAGAAUUACGAGCCUCUAUCAUCAGCCUCUUCACAUCACCUAGCAGAAGCUUUAUGCUCCCUACCUAACCUGACUAACCUGAUACUGAGAGGAGUUUGUGAAGAGGAGGAGUUAUGUUCUCAUCUGAAUGAGAAGGCUUCAACCUUGAAGGUCAGAAAGCUUACUCUGGAAGCAUUGUACUUGUCAACAAUGUCAACAAUCUUACCCAGCAACCUAGCAGAAGCACUGUGUAUUAUGCCCAAUCUUACUGACUUAACAUUGAGGUCUUUGAACAGAGAGUUCUACCAUACGUUGAAAACGAAAGCAUCAUCUAUACAGGGUUCUUUGCCUCAGAUCAGUAAAGGAAAUUUCAUGUUCAAUGGAAAGCCUCAGAAGGAUCUUCAAUCAUUCUUACAAGCAGUCGGUGACGAGGUAGGGUAGGUGAACUAAUAAACUUAUUAAGGUAAAGGUGACCUCUUCACUCAGACUGAUACAACCUAGAUAUGAUCAAUGUAUAAACAGUUCUUAUACUGC